Gongylonema pulchrum is the source of this 294-nucleotide messenger RNA. Lineage: Eukaryota; Metazoa; Nematoda; Chromadorea; Rhabditida; Gongylonematidae. The record is from the annotation of a GenBank genome assembly.
AUGUUACAGCAAGGAGAUUUCGUUACGCAAUGGAGUUCCAGCGGCCUGGUGCAGGGAAAUUACGACUACCAGCCGUCGAUGGGUGGCAGACCAGGGCGUGGAAGAGCUGGAUUCGGACCGCCUGUUGGCGGAGGCUUCAAUCGUAGCGAUGCUGGCCAUGGACGCGGCAGAGGUGGAGCAGGCGACUUUGGGGGUGGUCGCGGCCGUCUGAACUACUCCGGGCGAUACUCGUAUGAUAGAAGGUUCGUUUUCACAAAACAAUUGAAUGGCCCGGCGAGCAUGCCCAGUGCUUGA